AUGGCCGAUCCGAGGAAAGUUCCCUUCGUGACUCUGGCUUCCUAUAACACCUCCACACCGGCGCCGGAGUCCAAGAAGCGUCGGAGGGAGGAGGAGGGCGAAGUCCAGCAGCAGCAGCAGCAGCAGCAGCAGCACGGGAGGGACGGAGGGCCGUUCAGUAACGGGAAAAGCUCCGGUUCUGCAGAGUCCAGAUCCACUGUGAGGCUCAGUCUGUCUCUGUCCGAGCCCAGUGACAAGGGAUCCUCAGAGUUCAGCUACACCGAGCUGAUGCAGCAGGCCACCCAGCAGGUGAAAAUGAUGAAAGCUCCCGAAGGACUCACGCCGGCUCUGGACCCGACCGACCCGCUGGCUGAUCAGGACAGAGAGAGACGAGAGGUCGAAGCUCUUGCUCGGAGGUUUGAGAGUAAAUACGGAGGCACCGGGAAGAAGAAAAAGAAAGAUCGGAUGCAGGAUCUUAUCGACAUCGGAUACGGAUACGACGAGACCGAUCCGUUCAUCGACAACUCCGAAGCCUACGACGAGCUGGUCCCUGCGUCCCUCACUACCAAACUAGGAGGCUUUUACAUCAACACGGGCACGUUGCAGUUCAGAGCGGCAUCUGAGAGCGAGGAUGAGUGCAAGGACGGAAACCACUUCAAGAAGCUGAAGGAUGGAGAGGAACGAGUGAUCAAGAGAAGAAAGAAAAAAGAUGGCACUUUAGAGGAGAAGAAACCCAGAAAGAAUCGAGUGUCUAAGCAGGGCGUAUCUGCUUUGAAUCGCCCUGAGAAGAAAAAGAGGAAGAAGCUGAUGAAGGACUCUCUCUCGUUGGCAGCUAUGAUCCGCCGAUUCACACGAGAGAAAGAGGAGAUGAGGAAAAAGACCCCUACUGCCGCCCCCACUGGAGGUACCACGGCUACCGGUGCGGUCGCGGGACUCAAACCCCCGAACACCAAUCGCUCCGUCGUUAACUCGCACUCUGUCGCCCCUGGCAACGACCUCGCCGACCUUACCAACGACCCGGCCGUCAUUCCUCUGCUGGGUUCGGCUAACGACGACAUGCUGCAGGACCUGAUGGAGGAGCUGGAUUUCUCCCUGCUGGAUCCUUCAGAGCUGUCGAGCCUCGAAGGUCAGGGUGAGAACGGUAACGGCGCCGUCCAGCGGGGAGGAGGAGCUACAGCAGCAGGAGGAGUAGGAGGAGCUUCAGUGGGACGUGUCCAGAGGACUGGGCUCAUCCCUCCUCCUCCGCUGCCCAGCGGCCUGCCAGCUCCCCUCACCAAGCGCAUCGAGGACCUGCGAGUGGCAUCUCGGCAGUUUGAUAUGGAGGGGAGGAAGAAGUUCUUCACGCUGGACAUGAACAACAUCCUGCUGGACAUUGAGCUUCAGGUACAGGAGCAGCCGGUGGAUGUGCGUGCGGCCGUGUACUCCCACCUCGAGGCCUUCGUGCCGUGUAAUAAGGAGGCACUUCUGAAGCGGCUGAAGAAGCUCAGUCUGAACGUGCAGGACGACAGGCUGAGAAACCCGCUGCUCAAACUCAAGCUGGCCGUCUGCAGCGCCAUGCCUGAGCAGAUCGCCCGCUACAACAUGGACUGUCUGGCAAAAGUGGCAAAACAACAGUCGGAGGAGGGCGAGAAGAACGGCUCUGAGGAGGAGGACGAGGAGAGGCCGGGCAAACGGGUGAUGGGACCCCGCAAGAAGUUUGUGUGGGACGAUAAACUCAGGGCUUUGCUGUGUAACCUGGUUCGAGCGAAGCUGGGCUGUUAUGAGGCUGAAGGUCAGAACUCACCCUCUCCUGAAGAUUACCUCAAAGCCUUUAUGGAGACAGAGGUGAAACCCCUCUGGCCCAAAGGCUGGAUGCAGGCCAGGAUGCUGAUUAAAGAGAGCCGCACGGCCCACAGCCACCUCACAGGAAACACAAUGAAGAAGACUCCCAAAGCUAAACCAAAAGCUCAGGAUGGUGUUUGGCUCCAGCAGUCAUCCACACCCAGUGCUACGCCUUCUACCCCGGUGACCCUCCCUCAGCGCCCCCCCUCCCCCUCUGAGCCUAUCUGCCUUUCGGACUCUCUGGACGAGGAUUUGGGCGGAGCCCCGUCCCUGGACUCCAUCUCCCAGGCUCUGGCUCUGCUCAGCAGCGCCGCCAAGGGGUUGAUCCAGUCCAACAGCCCCCCCUCCCCAGAGGCUGCUAAACCCAUUAUCUCUGUCUCUACGCUCGGCCCCGCCUCCUCCAUCAGCUCCACCCCAGUGCUUCCUAAAAAGAGCACCAUCCACACCACUGCUUCUGUUUCCCCAGCCAGCACCGGGCCUAUUUUUGUCUCUUCCUCCUCUAGCUGUUCUCCAGCUAUCUCUCGGCCUUUGACCGUGUCCGUCUCUCCCACCAUCCGGAGCGAUGGAAUAGUUGGAGCGAAGCUUGGCGCGGUCGGCUUGCCUCAGGUGCAGAGACACGGUCUGACGAUGACGCAGAGACCCGUUGCUACGGCUGCUGCAGGGAACAGCAGCAAGACGAUCACAACGUCUCCGCCGAAACCGAGGCCGCCGCCCACUGCCUCGCCUCUUAUCCCGCCUCACAAGAGCUUAAAUUCUUCCUUGGCCACGCCCCCAGGCCUCCACAAACCCGGCAAUAACAGCGGGUCCAUCGGUCGAAUCGGUGCAGGCGGCACGGCACCAUCAUCUCAGUCCCACUCAACAUCACUGCCCAUAUCUUCCUCUUCUUAUUCUUCGCCUGCUUCUUCUUCUGUUUCUUCGCACCACAAUGCCAAAAUGCAGCCCAAAAUCUCCUCCUCUCCGUCUCCAUCGCCAUCUCAACCCAAACCGCAGCAUCAGCACCAGCAGCCGCAGCAGCAGUCCACGUUCGUCACGCCGAUGCAGGCCACGCUCACCAAAUCUCCCCACAGCUCCAACUCCCCCAUCCUCAAGCUCACUCCGCGGGUGACGACCGUCAGCUCCCCCUCACCCACCCUCUCCAGGACAUCUACGUUACCCAACAUGCAUCAGUUCUCUCCUAAAACCGCAGGUUUCCACACGGGGUUCUCAGGCGUCAGCAGCGGGUACAGCACUCCAGUGGGUCAGCAGAAAACUCCCUCUCAGGUCAACAGCAGCAGCCUAACAAGCACUUCCACCCCGGUCACAAAGCACAGCUCCCCCUCGGCCGGCUCGGUCAAUCACGGGCCGCGGCAAAGACCCCCAGGUGCGGCUAAUCAGGGGGCAAAACCACUGGUGACCGUUUCCACUGCAUCGGCUCCUCAGCUACCACAGGUUCCGUCGUCCAGCGCCAGCCCUUUGUGUCUCAGCGCUUCGAACCUCCCUCUGAACUUCGGGAUGCUUGGAGGAAUCACCCCCGUGUCCCUGCCCUUCGCCUUCCCCAUGCUGAACCUGCCCCCAGUGACAGGAACUAAUGCUGGAGCUAAUCCUGCUAACCAAAGCAGCUCAGGAUACAGCCUGCAGCCCAAUGUGAGUCAAAGCCAGAGCGGGGAUCUAAAGAGGAAGCUAUGAUGUCACUCGGAUGACGCCGGACUGUGACGUCGGACUGUGACGUCACACCGAAGCGCCACGUACACACGGACUGCAGGCUUAAACAAUAAGAAUUAUGUUUUGAUUUAUUUUUUUUUUUUUGGCACUCGAGUAUUGGGAAUCGAAUUAAUAACAUCCCUCUGACCUGGAUGUGCUUUCUCUCCUUGUUUUGCUAAUGUUUACACACACACAGACCUUAAUUGCUGUGGACAGGGAGGGCAAACGUUUACGUGUGUGUGUGUGGACACACACACACUCUGAGUGGAAUAUGAACUCUGUAGAAUAACAGAGAGACGGACAAACGAACUGAUCCCUCGCUUUCUCAGGUGUAGGUCCAUGUCUCUGGUGCUGUUCCAGGUGGAGUAGUUGUUGUUCUUGAUGUUAUUCUUAUUAAUAAUAUUAUUAUUAAAAAAAAAAAGCCCCCUGGAACAAAGAGGACAGGAGUUUUCUACCCGGACAGACGCAGGGGCUGAACUUUGUAUUGUACUUGAAUUUUCAGAAGUUUGUCUACUUGAGCUGAUCCUCCACACUAGCGAAAUAAAAAGCAAUAGUUAGUCCCAGGAAGAAAAGAA
This is a messenger RNA of Tachysurus vachellii, 4055 nucleotides long. RefSeq names its product ubinuclein 2b (gene ubn2b). The transcript has 15 exons. Lineage: Eukaryota; Metazoa; Chordata; Actinopteri; Siluriformes; Bagridae. Bases 1 to 3465 code for a protein of 1154 amino acids. The record is from RefSeq and is a predicted model, not a curated record. Gene Ontology annotation, cellular component: nucleus.